AGAGUUUACAACGGCACAAAGACCGCCACAUUAUGACUUAUAGGUGAGUGACUCAUCAUCAUAUGAUACACCGAGAGUCGAUUCUAGAAGUUUAAGGACUACUGGACCAAAAACAAAACAUUUAUUUCUUCUCUUACACCCCUUCGAUUCGUCAUUGCUUGGACUCGACCGACCUGCCUCACAUUCAGAAAAGGAUGUACCGAGGUCACGGAAGAGGCAACCUGGCAUAUGCGGGCGGUGCUUCUGGGUCAAACGCCGCUUCCUUGGAAAGCACCACCACUUCCACUACGCAAGAGCAGAAGUUAACCAUCCCCGGCUCCAGCCAAUUCGUGCCCAGCCUCAAUGCCAUCACAACCAGCCAGGAUCUUCAGUGGCUAGUGCAGCCCUCGCUCAUGCAUCCGCCGGGUCCUUCCCGCUCUCCAGUGCCACCUUACCCCUCCCUAUCCAGGACACGCCCGCAGGGUCCACCGCCUCCGCCGCCAUCCCAUUCACACUUCAUCCGGCCGGGCAUCAUCAGAGACAGCGUCAACCUGGCCAUGGGUACGACACGCCGCAGGAACGACGAGCACUUGUCUCACGAGGAGCUGGAGAGACGGAGAAUAAGGAGAGAACGUAACAAACUGGCAGCUGCCAAAUGUCGCAAUCGCCGUCGGGAGCUGACCGAUACGUUGCAAAACGAGACGGACCUGCUGGAGGAUGAAAAGUCCCGUUUACAGAAAGAGAUAGCCGAGCUGCAAAAGCAGAAAGAGAAGCUGGAGUUGGUUUUGGAGGCUCACCGUCCCAUCUGUAAAAUCCAAGACUCAGACUCGGACUCGGACGCCAGUGCCACGCUCUCGUCCUUGGCGGGCAUCAAGAUGGAGCCCGAGGACUACAGCGCACCCGGACCGUCACGGCCCAAGCAGCCAGCCAAGGUGGAAAAGCCCAAACCCAAGAUCACCAUCCCCACCAAGACAUCCUCUUCAUCUUCAUCCUCAUCUUCAUCGUUAACACUGGCCGUCAGCCAAGAGUCCGAGGCCCUGCACACCCCCAUCCUGACCUCCACCCCUUCCCUCACUCCUUUCACGGCAAGUAUGAUUUUCACGUACCCCUCGGCCCCGGUGGACGUGCCCCAUCAGGCCCCACAACCCUGCGGUGUGGCGCACCGGCGUAGCAGCAGCAGCGGCGACCAGUCGGAUCACUCCCUGCAUUCACCCACCAUCCUCACCUUGUGACUGAUGACGUGAUUGCAACCGACAAUUUCAAACCUUUUUUGAAACAUUUGCUUUUUUAUUUUAUUUUAUUUUUUUAAGGAAAAGGCAUUCUCUACUCCAAGAUUCCUCAAACUUUUGGGGUCCUUGGUGAAUUUUCUCAUAGUUGUCACACUAAUUAAGCUCAUGUACUCUGUGUAGCACCAAAUGCUAUAGAAAUAAAAGCUGCAUGUUUAAAAAAAACACAAUAUGACAAUAACUAUAUUUUUCUUUUACCAUAAAAAUAAGGUAUAAUAUUGACUUUUAAAAAAACAGUUGUAAUCUUAUGAGCAUAAAGUCAGAUUUUUCAGGGAGGCGGGAAAGUUGUAUUUUGACAAUUGAGUUUCAAAAGUACAACUUUAUUUAAAUCGAGAUAUUUCAACUUUUAUUGAGGAAAAGAUGCCUUUGUUCUCCCAAAAAUAGGACUAUAUUCUACGGAAAAUACAAUAUUUUCAAGGAAUAUUCGUCAUUUCAAAGGUUUUUCAUAACCAUAAGAAAACUUUUAUUUGUCUUACAAUGGUGAAAUUCCCAACUUACAGCAGCAAACUCAUGAAAGGGAGAAGUAGAAGAACAAAAAGUACAUAAAUUAAUAAAACAUAUAAAAUAUAGAUAUAAGCAUAUUAAAAAUUGGUGAAUGGAGGUGAGUCCAGGUUUUCAGGUCUGUCUAUUCAAUAGCCUGACAGCAGUAAUCAUUCAACCUUAUAGCAAUUGUAAUUUCCAACUUUUAUUGCAGAAAAGAUGCAUCUAUUCUUUUUGGGACUAUAUUUCACUCAAAAUAUGCCCUUAGGGCAAAAAAGUUAUAAUGGAAUGAGAAUAAAAAAUUUUAAGAAAAAAAGGGGAUGAAAAAAAAUCCCAAGAUAAACUCAGUUUUAUGAAAAUCAGAAGUUUAACAGGGGAAGAAAGUCAGAUUUUAACAAAAAUAUAAAUUCAUUUGAAAUACACCUUUAUUGUGAAAAAAGACUAUUUUUUGAAAAAAGUGCUAUUUUAUUUUUCUUU
Molecule: messenger RNA, 2222 nt
Organism: Hippocampus zosterae (dwarf seahorse)
Lineage: Eukaryota; Metazoa; Chordata; Actinopteri; Syngnathiformes; Syngnathidae
Gene: fosl1a
Product: FOS like 1, AP-1 transcription factor subunit a
Exons: 5
Coding region: 195-1211 (338 amino acids)
Biological process (GO): regulation of transcription by RNA polymerase II
Cellular component (GO): nucleus
Molecular function (GO): DNA-binding transcription factor activity, RNA polymerase II-specific; RNA polymerase II cis-regulatory region sequence-specific DNA binding
Source: RefSeq, a predicted model, not a curated record